GUCAAACGGGGUCCUAAUUUGGGUUCUCAAGUUUAGUAAAUAACACAGUUAGCAAGCAGAGCUGAAACGAAUUAAAAUUGAACACUGAAGGCGUUUGAGUUUAAAUAAAUCAUGGAUGAAAGUGAACUAGAGAGGAAAGCAGUGGAGGAGCUCCUUAAAGAAACUAGCAGAGCAAAAAUCCGUGCUGAGACAAUGGGUGCUACUGGAUGGAUGAAAUGUCCCCUGGGAAGCACAAACAAGCGCUUUCUGCUAAACACUCUUCGUUCCACUGCUGUGACGCAUCAGCCUACAAAUCAGGACGCUCCGGAGAGGGGAAGAGAUGAACAUAGGUACAAAAGAACUUGUGAAAAACAUCGCAACACGGACUGUGAAAAGUGCAAUCACAAAAAAGACUAUUCACACAGAAGAUACCACUCUGACUCUCAUUCACACACAUCCAAAUACCGCUCUUCCUCACGCAAUCAUUCACCAUCCCGAAGAAGACACUCCCCUCACCUCUCCCGGAAGUCAAAAAGGACUCGAUCUCGCUCACCAGAGCGGGACAGUUCCCCAGAUGUCAAAAAAUACACUGACAGAGGGGGGAAAUGAUGUAACACUCUCUAGUAGCUUUUUUUUGUUUUGAACACACAGGAGAUCGCUACAUGUCCUAUGAAUGCCUACAACAAUAUGAAGGCAUUCUGCAAAUGUCAAUUUGCAUUAUUUUGCUGAACAAUAAUAUUAAAAUAGCAUUUUUAAAACAGCCUAAAGAUUGAAAUUGAUUGAGAAAGGCUGUUAAUAUAAUUUCAGAACUAUUUUAAUAGGUCAGUGUGUACCCUUGUUUCCUUGAUUUUUGUAUUGUUUGUAUAAACAUGUAUACUUUGUGCGUGUGUACACACUAAGUAAUAUGUUAUAUUGUAACUUAAUGUAAAUUAAAACUUAACCAGCAAUAAACAUGAUGUUCAUAGCUACAGUCGUAAUUACUUGUCAGCAAUAAUUAGCAUAUUCUCAAUAACUGUCUUUGGUUUAAAAAAACGUUUAGAAAUGAACGUUUGUGCAAUAAACGCGAGUGUUUGACGUCGA
Carassius auratus (goldfish) is the source of this 1059-nucleotide messenger RNA. RefSeq names its product protein POLR1D. The transcript has 3 exons. The record is from RefSeq and is a predicted model, not a curated record. Lineage: Eukaryota; Metazoa; Chordata; Actinopteri; Cypriniformes; Cyprinidae. The coding region runs from base 112 to 588 and encodes 158 amino acids.